This is a messenger RNA of Closterium sp. NIES-65, 1500 nucleotides long. Lineage: Eukaryota; Viridiplantae; Streptophyta; Zygnematophyceae; Desmidiales; Closteriaceae. The record is from the annotation of a GenBank genome assembly.
AUGGACACUCCGUUAACGGAUCCCUUUCUAACGGACUCUCCUCCAGUAGUAGCGCGGGCUCUUCAAGAUGAGAACGAGUCGCUCGUGUCGGUAGUCGAGCAGCAGCAUCAGUCCAUCGCAGCGCUGCGGCACCGCGCGACAACGGCGGAGCGCGAGAAGCGGUCUCUGAAAGACGAGGUGGCGCUGCUGAGAGAGGCGCUCGCGGCGCGCGACGAGCAGAUGGAGAGCCUAGCGGCGCGAGUGGAGGAAGCAGAGGAGGAGCGGGAGCUGGAAGAGCAGGAGAGGGCGGAAGACGCGGAGAGUGAGGACGAAGCGCAGGCGGCGGAUGGUAUCUCCGCGCAGUUCGUGGUGGGGAGUAGAACUGGCAACGGCGCGGAAGACAGCAGCGGGAUGGCGCUCCCCGCGGGAACACGAACGCGGCGGAGAGAGGGGACUAUUUGCGGCGGUGGCGGAGGUGACGGCGGCGCCGGCGGUGGGGAGGAGUGGAGGGAGGAGGACGGGGAACAGAAGGAGGUCGUGUGCGGGUACCACGGGUGCGGAGAUGAGAGGGGUUUCCGUAUCCGGGAUGGCGUUGCUUGUCGUGGCUGCGCUGCUCUGUUCUGCAACACCCCGGGCUCAGCUGCUGGUGCGGGCUGUGCUGCAGUAGCCUCUACUGCCGGUUCUGUGCCAUGCACUCCGGUGCAUGGUGACAGCCCUCGAACCCUUGCCGCGGCUGCUGCUGCUGCUGCUGCUGCUUUGGCGGCUCCUGCAUCUGACUUCGUCCCUGCUUCCGGAUCUUCCGCUGUGGUUUCUGUGAACAUGUCAUCGUCUCGAGUAGCCGGGGUGUUGGGUCGUCGUGUGAGAGUGGGAGGUCUAGGCUUUCGUGGAGGAAUGGAAGGGGAUGCUUUGGCUGGAAGGAGAAGCAACGACACGUGGGCUGUUCCUCUAUGUUUUGGUGCUGCUGGCGGGGUAGCCGCUGUGUCGUGUCUUUGGGCUCUCUUUCUGGCCCUUGCGGCCAUCGGAUGCUGGGCCAUCUGUGCGUCUGCUCAAUGCGCCAGUCCACUGCAGUCAUGCGACUUCUACUUCUACGGCUAUGACAAGGCCGUUCCCGUCUUGAAGCUCAAGUCUGUGCGAGAUGAGAAGGUGGUCACCACCGGCCUUCGCUGGAAGGGUCAGUCCCUUUUCGUCGAGACAGCUACUACACUCGGAAACUCGACGUGCAAAGUUGUAGGCCAGAAGAAGGUCUUUUGCGACAACUACUUCUUCUUCCGUCCCCGUGGCGGUAAGAAGUCAUACGAGAAGUACAUUAACCGCUCGGACCGUCUGGGCAUCCGUCCCAUUCCUAAGUGGAAGCUGAGGCAGUUGAGCAACCAGUGCAUCCAGAUGGGAGUUGAUUCCGCUAAGAUUAAGAUCCUCAAGGCCAAGACUCAGAACGCGUCUGUGUGGAUCAACCCCAACGACAACAACGCUGAGUUUCCCCAGAAACGGCGUUGCGUGGCUUUCAAGAUUGUCACUGCUUAA